Molecule: messenger RNA, 1224 nt
Organism: Alternaria arborescens
Lineage: Eukaryota; Fungi; Ascomycota; Dothideomycetes; Pleosporales; Pleosporaceae
Product: putative queuine tRNA-ribosyltransferase
Exons: 7
Coding region: 1-1224 (407 amino acids)
Cellular component (GO): cytosol
Molecular function (GO): tRNA-guanosine(34) queuine transglycosylase activity
Source: RefSeq, a predicted model, not a curated record
AUGGCACCCGUAUCAAUGCCUUCAGCGCUCACCUUUGAGUUGCUGGGGAAGUGCUCAGUGACCAAAGCACGCGCCGCAACGCUGCAUCUGCCUCAUGGCCCUGUACCCCUCCCCAUCUUCAUGCCCGUUGCGACGCAGGCUUCCCUCAAAGGCCUCACGCCAGAUCAACUAGAAGACCAGGGAUGUCGGCUAUGCUUGAACAACACAUACCAUCUAGGUCUGAAGCCAGGACAGGCGACACUUGAUGCCAUAGGCGGCGCGCACAAGCUGCAGUCAUGGCCACACAAUAUCCUUACAGAUAGCGGUGGCUUCCAGAUGGUAUCGCUACUCAAACUCGCCAAAGUCACCGAGGAAGGCGUCCGGUUCCUCAGUCCCCACGAUGGGUCACCCAUGCUGCUCACGCCCGAACACUCAAUAUCCCUCCAGAACUCGAUCGGGUCCGACAUCAUUAUGCAACUCGACGACGUUAUCGCGACCACCUCGCCCGAUCAUGCGCGUAUGAAGGAAGCCAUGGAACGUUCGGUACGCUGGCUUGACCGCUGUAUACAAGCGCACAAAAACCCAGAGAAGCAGAACCUCUUCUGCAUUAUACAAGGAGGCUUAGACCUAGACAUGCGACGGGAAUGUACGGCUGGAAUGGUCGCGCGAGACACGCCAGGCAUUGCGAUAGGAGGCUUGUCUGGUGGUGAGGAAAAAGCGGCUUACUGUGACGUCGUCAAGACAUGCACCGAUCUGCUACCUGAGAAGAAGCCUCGAUAUGUCAUGGGCGUGGGCUACCCAGAAGAUUUGGUCGUAUCCGUGGCACUUGGCGCGGACAUGUUCGACUGCGUUUGGCCAACCCGCACGGCUCGUUUUGGCAACGCCAUUACUGCCCACGGUGGCCUCAACCUACGCAACGCCGCUUACUCUGAAGAUUUUGGCCCUAUCGAGGAAGGUUGUAAAUGCACCUGCUGCCGUCCAAUGUCCGAAGGCGGACUUGGUAUCACGAGGGCAUACAUCUAUCAUGUUACCGCCAAAGAGACCGCCGGAGCGCAUCUUCUUACAAUGCACAAUGUGCACUACCAGCUCAAUUUGAUGAAAGAGGCAAGAGAGGCCAUCAUACAAGAUCGAUACCCGCAGUUCGUCAAAGACUUCUUUAGCAAGUUGCACAACGGAGAGAAGGACAAGUACCCUCAAUGGGCAGUCGAUGCGCUUCGAGGUGUUGGCGUAGAUCUGCUUAGCUAG